Molecule: messenger RNA, 837 nt
Organism: Chaetomium globosum CBS 148.51
Lineage: Eukaryota; Fungi; Ascomycota; Sordariomycetes; Sordariales; Chaetomiaceae
Exons: 3
Coding region: 1-837 (278 amino acids)
Biological process (GO): secondary metabolic process
Cellular component (GO): cytoplasm; cytosol
Molecular function (GO): hydrolase activity; carboxy-lyase activity
Source: RefSeq, a predicted model, not a curated record
AUGCUCGCCAAAGCCACCCAUCUGCACACCUCUCCGCCUGCACGAACAUGGACGCCGGCAACGGCUGCCCUGCAAGUAGUCCAGCCACGCGCCGGGGCCUCUCCGCCCACAGAGGCGGCGACCUGCCGCGCGGCCAACGACAAACUGGCUGAGGCGGUGCGGUCGAGCGUAGGCCGGCUGGCCGGGUUUGCAGUGACGCCGAUGGGAGAGCCGCGUGAGGCGGGGAGGGAGCUGCGGCUGGCGGUGCGGGAGCUGGGGCAAAACCUGGUUUUCUACGAUAAGGCGGAAGGGAGCAUGCAUACACCAAGAAUCAUGUUCCAUAAAACUCGGCUCAUUCGGUGGCGGCCCGUUUGUUCAGCAGAGCGGCUCGCCGGACAGGGACAUGCGGUUGCGGGGAGUAUAGGGUGUGGUGGGAGGCGGUGGAGGAGCUGGGCGUGCCGGUGUAUUUGCAUCCGAAUUGGCCCAGUGAGGGGGAUGAUGGGGAGGUAUAGGGGCGGGUUUGGGGAGGCGGCGGCGCGGAUUCAGGCGCUGAGUCGGAGAUGGGGUACGUUUGAGCGGGAUUUUGAGACGGUGUAUCGGGAGAAUAUCUGGAUCACGACGAGUGGGAACUGGAGUCUGGAUCCGCUGCGGUGUAUCCUGGCCAACACCAAGCUGGACCAUAUUCUGUACAGCGUUGACUAUCCGUUCCUGUCGAACGAGUCCGGGCUGGAGUGGAUUAAGGAGCUGGAGAAGAGUGGCCUCGUGGAUGAAGAGCAGCUCAAGGCGAUUGCCUAUGGGAAUGCUGAGAAGCUGCUGGGGGUCAAGCUGCCAGAAAGUUUUGUUGGUGCGUCGAGUUGA